Oryzias latipes (Japanese medaka) is the source of this 4293-nucleotide messenger RNA. Lineage: Eukaryota; Metazoa; Chordata; Actinopteri; Beloniformes; Adrianichthyidae. The record is from RefSeq and is a predicted model, not a curated record.
CCACUUGAACAUGGUGUCAGAAGUGAACCCAGGAGGGGUUUGAACUGAAGAACUCAGGAUAAAAAUAAUAGUGUGGAUUUUGCCGCUCGUAGUCGCCAUCGAAGUCCGGGACGGCCGCCAUGAGUCGAUUCCAGGUACCCCCACCUCAGAAGUUUUCCUUCAAGGCAGAUGACUGGCCUAAGUGGAUAAAGCGUUUUGAAAGGUUCCGGAUUGCGUCUGGUUUGGAGACUCAAGCCGAGGAGAACCAAGUGAAUGCGCUGAUUUAUUCCAUGGGGGAGGAAGCCGAGGAUAUUCUGGUCUCGCUGCACCUGAGUCCGGAGGAGGCAGUCGACUUCCACACAGUCAAGACAAGGCUGGACGCUCAUUUCGUGGCUCGCAGAAAUAUAAUUUUUGAAAGAGCAAAGUUCAACCAACGACAGCAGGAGAUGGAAGAGACGGUCGACAGCUUCCACACUGCGCUGCAAUGCCUGGCGGAGCACUGCGGCUACGGCGCUCUUCACAGCGAGAUGGUGAGAGACAGAUUUGUUGUGGGUUUGAAAGACAAACGGUUAUCGGAACAACUACAGAUGGAUCCAGAGCUGACUUUAGAAAAAGCAGUUAAUAGAGCACGACAGAGUGAGCAGGUUAAAAGGCAGCAAGAGAUGCUUCACAGUAACUUCAGAGCGGAUGUGCAAGUGGAUGGCGUGCACGCGCGUCAACACGGCGGCGCGCGAGCGAAGACAAGAGCACCGCCACACCGCCAAAAAGUAAAGACACACACACAGGACACAGUAAUUCAGUGCACAAGAUGUGGAGAUUCAAGAGGACAUAGCAUGCAGCAAUGCCCAGCACGUGAAGCAGUGUGCAAUCAGUGCAGGAAAAAGGGACAUUAUGCAAGAGUCUGCAGAACCAAACAGAGAAAAGACAUGAAAAUUGCUAUGGUGACAGAGGACUCAAAUGAUGGAUUUGCUUUUUUAGGUUCAAUGUCUGAUAAAAACACAAUAAGUCCUUGGAUCACAGAAGUAGAGGUGAACAGCCAUAGCACAGUGUUUAAAAUUGACACUGGAGCUGAUGUGACUGCAGUUUCAGAGACGUUGUACAAAGAAGGACAGUUUGGCAAGCUGGAGAAGCCAACAAAAGUCUUACGAGGACCAGGAGGUUCACGGUUACAAGUCCAAGGUAUGUUCACAGCUAACCUUCACAAAAAUAACAAAAACACGAAGGAGGACAUCUAUGUUGUGAAAGGUUUGAGUAUGCCGCUCCUGAGUGGGACAGCAGCUAUUGCUCUACAGCUGGUUGCCAGAGUAGAGAACAUCAUUCUGGACUCCACAGCGACUGUUAAAAGGGAGUUCCCUAGGCUUUUCAGUGGACUCGGAAAAAUGGAGGGAGAGUACAACAUUGUGCUGAAACCGAACGCUCAGCCUUUCUCUCUGUCCACACCAAGACGCAUAUCUCUUCCCCUUAUGCCAAAGGUUAAGGAGGAGCUGACCCGAAUGGAGCAGCAGGGGGUCAUCUCAAAAGUGGACCAGCCAACUGAGUGGUGUGCACCCAUGGUGGUGGUGCCAAAACGCACAGGCAGGGUGAGGAUCUGCACUGACCUAACUGAACUGAAUAAAUCUGUGUUAAGAGAAAAACAUCCUCUUCCGUCUGUUGAAAACACAUUAGGGCAGCUGGCUGGAGCCAAAGUAUUUUCAAAGUUGGAUGCUAAUGCUGGAUUCUGGCAGAUUCCACUAUCUAAAGACUCUUCUCUGUUGACUACCUUUAUAACUCCUUUUGGACGAUACUGCUACAAUCGUCUGUGUUUUGGGAUCUCGUCUGCACCCGAGCACUUCCAGAAACGAAUGUCACGUAUCCUGGAGGGUCUCGAAGGAGUUUUGUGUCAGAUGGAUGACGUUCUCAUCUGGGGAACCACACAAGAAGAACAUGAUGAGAGACUGAGAAGAGCAUUAUCUCGUCUCCAAGAGGCAGGUGUCACGUUAAAUGACAAAUGUGAGUUUUCAAAAAGCAGGAUUAAAUUCUUGGGUCAGAUUAUUGAAGGAUCAGGCGUCAGCCCAGACCCUGAAAAGGUUAAAGCCAUCACAGGCAUGCAGGAGCCUACCAAUGUGAGCGAGGUGAGACGUUUUCUUGGAAUGGCAAAUCACCUUGGAAAGUUUUUGCCUCACCUAGCAGAAAAGACACGCCCUCUGAGAGACCUGCUGAGGAAGUCUAACAUGUGGAACUGGGGUUCACAGCAGCAGAAAGCCUUUGAGAGUAUCAGAGCUGAUCUGACGACACCCCCGGGACUCGCUCUGUAUAACCCAAAUGCUGAAACGCUGGUGUCUGCAGAUUCUUCUUCCUAUGGGAUGGGCGCGGUUCUCCUCCAAAAACAAGAAAAUGGAGGAUGGAAACCGGUCGCGUAUGCGUCCAGAGCUUUGAGCGAAACAGAGCAGCGCUACGCCCAAAUUGAGAAGGAGGCGUUGGCCUUGACGUGGGCAUGUGAGAGGUUUCAAGAGUUUCUCAUCGGGAAAUGUUUUCACAUGGAAACGGAUCACAAACCGUUAGUCCCACUGCUGGGAUCAAAGAGAUUGGAUGAGCUGCCACCCCGCAUACAACGCUUACGUAUGAGACUGAUGAGGUUUUCUUUUACCAUCUCUCAUGUCGCAGGCAAAAACAUCGCGACGGCAGACGUUCUGUCAAGAGCUCCUGUUGGAGGGAAUGAUUCUGACUUAUCGGAGGAAGAUAUCAACCUGUAUGUGGACGCGGUCAUAAGCAGCCUACCAGCUACUGAGAGCAGGCUUCAGCAAAUUAAGACUCAUCAGGAGAAUGACGUCAUGGUUCAGCAACUCAAAAAGUGCUGCGUGGAAGGAUGGCCAGAUAAGUUCUCAGCUGACAGAUCCCUGCAGCCUUACUUGCAGUACUCAGGAGAUCUCUCAGUUCACAGCGGUUUGCUACUUUACGGUAGCAGAAUAGUGAUUCCUGCAUCACUGAAGAAGGACAUUCUUUCAAAGCUGCAUGAAGGACAUCUGGGGAUAACCAAAUGCAGAGCAAGAGCCAAGCAGUCAGUUUGGUGGCCAGGUCUCAGUAAAGAGUUAACAGAAAUGAUAGAAAAAUGUGAUGUCUGUGCUCGUGAGAGAACAAACCUGAGGGAAACUUUAAUUCCUACUGAGUUUCCUACAAGACCAUGGUCCACAGUAGGAGCAGACCUGUUUCAGUUUGGUUCACAGCAUUACUUGAUUGUGGUGGACUAUCAUUCCAGGUAUUUUGAGGUGGCCAAGCUGACAUCUACAACAUCUGAAGGUGUUAUUGAACACUUUAAAUCUGUGUUUGCACGACACGGCAUUCCGGAUGAGGUGCGCACGGAUAAUGGACCACAAUUUAGUUCUGAGCACUUCCGUAAUUUUGUGCGCUGCUGGAACUUCAAACACGUGACUUCAAGCCCGCAUUUCCCACAGAGCAACGGUGAGGCGGAACGAGCUGUGAGGACGGUAAAGAAUCUUCUCAAGAAGUCUGGGGAUCCAUAUCUUGCUCUCAUGGCUUAUCGUUCUGCGCCUCUAGCAAAUGGAUACAGCCCUGCAGAACUUCUGAUGGGCAGAAGGAUAAGGACGACUGUUCCUAUGAUUUCUUCUCAGCUUAAUCCAGAAGGUGCGGAUAUGAAGCGGCUGAGGAAGAUUGAGCAGAAGUACAGACAAAAGCUUCAGCAAGAUUAUAACAGCAGACACAGAGCACAUGAUUUGUCUCAGUUACAGCCUGGAGAUCAUGUGUGGGUUAAAGGUCUGCAGGAGAGGGGCACGGUUGUUUCGGCUGCAAAUACUCCAAGGUCGUACGUCAUAGAUACACCAAAGGGGGUCCUGCGGAGGAACAGAUACCACCUUUCACCAACUCCUGUGGCUCCAGAAACACCUGCUCUUUCUCCCCCGCAAGAUACGAGAGGAAGUGUGGCCCCUGAAGAAAACGAGUUGGAACAGGAGACUUCAGUGUCUGAGAGACGGUUUCCAGUAAGAGCCAGGGCGCCGCCAGCGUACCUAAAGGACUAUGUUUGUUCAAACAAUAGGAACUGAGUGAGUUCUGGGGCAGAAUAAUCCCCACACUCAGAUUGAGGAUCUGAGUAGUCUAUCUCAUUCCUCAUAGAUAGAAGUUUGUGGUUUUAUGUUGAAAUGCAUGGAGUUGUUAAUGGUUUCACUAGGAUGUGCACUUCAUGUUGGUUAUGUGUAUGAACACUUUACAGAGGAGCAGUGCAGUGUUACUGAUGAGAAAUCUUUUUGUUAUGUUACCCUGACGUUCUUCAUUUAAGAAAGGGGGAUGUAGUAUCAGGUGAGACAAAGGGGUAGGAACCUU